Cuscuta epithymum is the source of this 1972-nucleotide messenger RNA. NCBI's taxonomy places the organism in Eukaryota, Viridiplantae, Streptophyta, Magnoliopsida, Solanales, Convolvulaceae. The record is from the annotation of a GenBank genome assembly.
CAUUAUAAAAUACUCCGUAUCAAUGUUUAAGAGUGAAUUGCCGGCAUUCAAAUAUUCUCUUUGUUUGAAAAUUGAACUGGGAAUCCACUUUAUGCAUUUCUAAACCGUUAUUUGGUUGGAUUUCCUUUAAAUCUACUCCAUGGCGAGAAGCUUAUGCAAUAUUAUCCUCGUCAUCAUCAUCAUUUGGUUGCCGGCACGGAUACCCAAAAACUUUGACGUCCUUUUCUUGUGAAACAGAAUCACAGAUACGUACAAGCGCUUUUAUGCCGCCGUGUAUAUGAAUCGCCAUUAAAAAUAUAUUUUCCGCCAUCCCAAUUUUCGACCGGAUAUGGAUCACAAGCUGGCUGCCUUGCUGCCAUUGCUCACGGCGGUUUCCUUGGUUUCCGCCGCCCUUACGGCGGCUGAGUACGUUAGACCCGCGCCGCGCAGAACAUUGAGUUUCCCUUGGGAUGACUCCUCUUCUCAAGCUCAGCAAGUUCACAUAUCCUUAGAUGGGGAGAAACACAUAAGAGUGUCAUGGAUCACUAGUGAUAAAUCAUCUCCUUCACUGGUUGAAUAUGGAACAUCACCAGGAAUAUACACCCUAGCAGCUGAAGGAGAAAGUACUGGGUAUAAGUAUCCAUUCUAUACCUCAGGGAAGAUACACCACACGGUGAUUGGGCCACUGGAGGAUGACAAAGUGUAUUUUUACAGAUGUGGAGGGACAGAUCCCGAGUUUCAGCUCAAAACUCCACCUUCCAAGUUUCCACUAACUUUCGCUGUGUCUGGCGAUCUGGGGCAGUCCGGAUGGACCGUCUCGACUUUAGACCAUAUAGGCCGGUGCAGCUAUGAUGUUCAUUUGGUACCUGGAGACCUUUCCUACGCUGAUUACAUUCAAAGGCGGUGGGACACAUUCGGUAAGCUGGUGCAGCCUCUUGCAAGUGCAAGGCCGUGGAUGGUGACCCAAGGGAACCAUGAUAAGGAACACAUCCCCUUACUUAAAGAAGGGUUUGAGUCUUAUAACUCGAGGUGGAAGAUGCCUUUUACGGAGAGCGGUUCUUCUUCAAACCUGUAUUACUCAUUUGAUGUGGCCGGGGUUCAUGUUGUCAUGCUUGCUUCUUAUACUGAUUUUGAUCAGUACUCUGAUCAAUAUCUUUGGCUGAAGGCUGAUCUUCUCAAUUUAGAUCGCAAAAAGUCACCAUGGUUAGUUGUGCUAUUCCAUGUGCCAUGGUAUAACAGUAAUGUAGCCCAUCAAGGGGAAGGAGAUGACAUGAUGGAAGCAAUGGAACCUUUGCUUUAUGAUGCUGGUGCAGACAUCGUGUUUGCUGGCCAUGUUCAUGCUUAUGAACGAACGAGCCGAGUGUACAACAGAAAAAACGAUAUCUGUGGCCCUGUCCAUAUAACCAUAGGUGAUGGAGGGAACAGAGAAGGCUUAUCAACCGAUUAUAAAGAACCACAACCAGAGUGGUCUAUGUUCCGUGAAGCUAGCUUUGGGCACGGCGAGCUCGUGAUUGUGAAUGCAACUCAUGCAUAUUGGAGUUGGCAUCGCAAUGAUGACGAUGAACCAGUGAAGUCUGAUGAAGUGUGGAUGACUUCAUUGAGUACUUCAGCGUGCAAUGGUGUAGGCGGUGGUCAUUAAUGGAGGGAGUUCGGGUGACCCUCAUUCUCAACAAUCAACCAAAGAGUCCUUUCAUCACAUAGCUUACACAGAAAGGCAGUAGUUUGGCAUGUUCCAACCCGCUACUUGAUGCGUCUCUAAGGUUGUUUAGCAUCACCUUUUUUUAAAAGGUAAACUGUAAAAACGGAGAUAUAAUUCGCAUAUGACAUGUAACAUAUAAUGUAUAUGAUAUACUGAACAUUUUAUUAGUAGUAGUUUCAGACAUACGUGGAUACUGGCUAUAUAAUGUUUCAAAGAAUCCUACAGUCACCGUUCUUUGGCUUAAACACCUCCUGAUGCCUUAUUUUGACUGAGGGUUAGAACAUCUAAUUUGCG